Messenger RNA from Polypterus senegalus (gray bichir), 4701 nucleotides. RefSeq names its product TOX high mobility group box family member 2 (gene tox2). Lineage: Eukaryota; Metazoa; Chordata; Cladistia; Polypteriformes; Polypteridae. Gene Ontology annotation, cellular component: nucleus. Gene Ontology annotation, biological process: regulation of transcription by RNA polymerase II. Gene Ontology annotation, molecular function: chromatin DNA binding. The record is from RefSeq and is a predicted model, not a curated record.
GCCCCUGUGCACACCACAGCUAUAUGUACUGAUGGUAUAGGCUGAGCUGAAGCAGCAUCACUGCGUAUCCGCUAACUGCUCAAGUUAAAACCGCGAGCGGAUGUCACAGACUCGGCCCCCUUUUCUCUUUCUCUCCCUCGGUUUCUUUUUUGUUCGGUUAAACAAUAGCGGGUGCGCGCGACACACACACACGGGGCGAGAGAGAGAGAGAGAGCGAGCGAGCGAGAGGAGAGAAGAAGAAAAGAGAGAGAGAGAGAGACAGGGGAGCGGGAGGGUGGGUGUCACAGGCGCACUGAACCUGCUGCUUUCAUGCCGUCAGUCUUACGGACUCUGAAAUGGACGUGAGGUUUUAUCCCGCAGCCCCGGCGAGCGUGGGUUCUUUGGCGGCGGAUCCUGCUUGCUUAAGCCCCUUGGACUAUUACCACUGCAAUAAGAAUUACUCCGGCCAAGGAGGAGGAGGAGGAGGCGGAGGUGGUGGUGGCGGCGGUGGUGGAGACGAAGAUUACGAUAUUCCACCCAUAACUCCACCCAACCUUCCAGAUCCUUCUCUCCUGCACUUGAUGGACCCCGAGUCAGGAUACCACUCACUGUGUCACUCGCUGCAGCCCAACACGCUGAUCAGCCACUACUCAUACCCAGAGCUGCCAGCCCUCAUGAUGUCCAACAUGCUAGGACAGGACGGACAUCUGCUCUCGGGCCAGAUGCCCCCGAUGCAGGAGAUGGCCCACCCAGACGGCUCCCGUUUCGACCGAAGUCAGCAGCUCCCUCUGAUUGGCAGGUCUCGGGGGAUUCUGUCGCACCACAUGGCCGCUAUGAGCCAAUCCCAGCUGAACUCUCAGGUCGGCCUCCGCAGCGCUGCUGCCCAGGGUUCCCCCUCACCUCCAGGAAGUAAGUCGGCUACGCCGUCUCCCUCCAGCUCUGCCCAGGAAGAGGAGGCCGACUGCCACCCCAAGAUGAGUGGCGAGAAGAGGCCGUCCUCAGACAUGGCCAAGAAACCAAAGCCACAGAAGAAGAAGAAGAAGAAGGACCCAAAUGAGCCCCAGAAGCCGGUAUCGGCAUACGCACUUUUCUUCAGGGAUACACAAGCGGCGAUCAAAGGUCAAAACCCCAACGCCACUUUCGGAGACGUCUCUAAGAUCGUGGCCUCCAUGUGGGACAGCCUGGGAGAGGAGCAGAAGCAGGCGUACAAAAGGAAAACAGAAGCCGCCAAGAAGGAGUAUUUGAAAGCCCUUGCAGCGUACAGAGCCAGCCUGGUUUCCAAGAGCUAUAGUGAUCAGGUGGAGGGGAAAAAUGUCCCAACAAGCCAACCUUCACACAUGAUGCCACCAAAACAACCUUUGUACAGCGUGCCACCGCAGACCCCCUCGACGUAUCUAAACCCAGGCUCAUUCCCCCUGACGGAUCUGCAGAGCUAUGCUGGCGCGACCCAUCACAGCCUUUCCAGAAGUCUCAGCCAAUCACAGAUGUUGCCCAGCAUUAGUGCCUCGCCCCCGUCAUCCUUUCAGAUUAGCCCACCUCUGCACCAACAGCUGUCUCUUCAUCAGAGCUCACUUCUUGGACAGCCAAUUCACAUGCAGCAGGUCCAGUCUCAGUCGAUCAUCUCUCAUCAGAUGGGUCUACCAACUUCACUUCAUUCACCUCCUCCUGGACAGCAGGGCUUUCCUCACAUUCAGGCGGAGUAUCAGAAUAAUGUGGGCUCACAGUCACCAGGAUCAAGCAACCCUGCUGCUGGGCAGAAUCCGGACUGGGACAGCGAGUACUGCAAUCGAGAGUGUGGCGUGAACCACUGCAGUAUGAUACCAAGAGACAAGUCACUCUACCUCACUUGAAGAGUAAAGUCCACUGGCAAACUGGGACACCUGGGAACUCCUGCGUUUAUAACUGUUUUGUUUUUUUGUUUUUUUGAAGGAUUUCACGCAAGUCCUAAAGACUACUAGUGAGCUUCUUGCCAAGCACUUAGAGUCACAGGCCUCUAUGGACGCCUGCAGAGCACCCACCACCCCCACCUACCUACCUACCUACCUACCUACCUACCCACCCCCCCACCUCCCUCCUUCUUCUUCUUCUUUCUUUAAAUUACUUUUUAAAGAGCCAUUCAGCUUUAAUAUACGAACACAAACAGUGCAGUCACGUUCUCAGAUUCUCUAUUUUUUACUUUCUUUUUUUCUUAAAGCUUUCCAGCAGCUCUCCAUCUUGGACUUUCUGAAUUGCUCGCAGAUUCAAAGGAGGCUUCAGUCUCACAGACUGUACUGUGCAAGAGAGCGUAGAAGUACGGGCGGUCGGGGCUCGAAAGACUAAACCUGUGCCCAACGAAGGAAAUAAAACAAAAAAGAACUUUUGAAUUAUAAACAGCAGCCAACCUGUCGAGGUUUAAUGGAUCUGUCACAGUGUGAUUGUAAAUAUCACUUUAUCGAAUUUAACUUGGGGAUUCAAGUCCACCUCGUUCAUUGGCUACCAGCUCGGUCCUGCCUCAGCCAAUCAGGAGACUGCAUAUUCUGUCCUGUCCCAUAAGUUCACUGCACGCUUAAAAAAAAAAAAAAAUGUUCAUUUUUGUCAUAUUUACUUAGACUUGGGACUUUUUUGGUGUCCAUUUUAAAAUCAAUAAUUGCAUUUAUUAUACCCUGGAAAAUAAAUGAUUAGGUGACUUAUGUUCCACCCCAUCUAUACAAAUCAACUAUUGCAAUCAUUAUAGCUCCUUAUUAUAUACCGUGUCACAUUUUCAAAUUCAAUUAUCGCAUUAAUAAAUGCUUCCUAUUACAUUCAUUAUACACUGUUAUGUUUUAAAAGUCUAUUGUUGCAUUGAUUCUGGUCAUCCUUUUGUAAAAUAAAAAAGGCAAUUAGAGCGUCGACUACACUGUGCCACUUUUCUUUUUUUUUUUUUUUAAUCAACUUUUACUUUAAUUUUCUCUAUUUAAAAGUAAAAAAUCAACACCCAUUCAUUAAACACGGCCCCAUAUUCAGAAUACUGAAUUAAUACUUCCUCACUGCUUAUUCAAAUUAAUUAUGGCGUGCAUUUCACAAUGCGCUUUGAAAAAUAACGAUUCCUACGGUCAUUACACACCGUUAUGUCAGUCGUUGCACUGAUUAUGGACACCCUUUCUGAAAAUAAAAAGGCAAAUGUGGCGUCGACUGUCCCGGGCCACAUCUUUUUUUGAAUCAACUUUUACUCUAUUCGAAAAAAACAAAACCCAAACAGUUACGACAUUAUGUCCAAUUCAUUAAAUGCUGCACCAUAUUGAAAACACUGAACUAAUAAGUCCGCACUGCUUACUUAAAUAUUCUACGGAGCUUCAUUACGCCGCCAGUCCAGCCUGCCCAGGGACUUGUGCCCACUGCCACCCACCACCCUGCCCUGGAUAAGCAGGUUGAGAAGACAGGCAGGCAGUGGCGUAACUCGGGGUGGGGCUUCAAUUUGCCGCAUAUCUGAACCUAUUUAAAUAGAAAAUUAAAAUGACGUAUAGAGAAAAAUGAAGAUACAUUUUGCAUGGAUUUACUCCUAUAUUGAGAAACAGCAAUAAUUUUUCACAUCUAAUUAUUUAUAAGCAUUAACCAGACAAGGAUAUCGUAGAGACGCUGCACUGCUAAGCCAUUUAAUAUAAUUACGCUGUGAAAACAAGAACCAGUGUCGUGUACCAGUGACAGGUGCGGAUGAGCAAAAACGCAAAAUUAUAAAUUAGUAGUUUAUCUUCCUAGAAAUUCUUAUCGGUGUAACGUUUCUGUUUAUUUUUAUUGCCUCAUAAAUGUCAACUGCUGUGUCUGAUGCUGUCACAGAAGGCCAGUCUGAAAAUGAUGUUGCACCAAAAUCAGAGGAUUUGACUUCUUACAUUCACGAGUGAUAUUUCUCUGAAUUGUACUGAGCCUUUUGGCCAAUAAGGCCGCGCCCAAACAUGUGCCCACCGGGGCGGACCGCCCCCUCCACCCCACUGCAGAGAGGUGCAUUACAUACCAUUAAGUUCUAAAAAAUAAAUUGUUGCUUUAUUCUGUAAACACCCCCCCCCAUAUUAAAAAUAAAGCAUUGAACUAAUAAUACACACCCAUCAGUUAAAUGAAGUCUAGCAGUUCAUUAGGCCCUGCGCCUUUAAAAGUAAUCACGUUCAUUGUACACCCUUCACUUUUAAAAAGUACAUCAUUGCAUUGAUUUGGCUCUCCUUUUUAAAACAUUCACUGCAUUAAUUAAAACUUACCACAUAUAAAAAAAGUGGCAAAUUAAUUAUGGUGGACUUUUUAAAAUGAUCAGUUGUCACAUUAGGCUCCCUUUUUGAAACCAAAUCAAUGCCUGCAUUUCUUAAACACGGGCUCAUGCAUUGAUAAGAUGCCCGCCUGCCCUCAUUAAAUGAGUGGUGCCCUAUUUCUGUGAAAACAACAAUGAGAAAGAUUUCAAAAAAAAUGAAUCGAUUGUAUUAUUUUUUGUGACAAUCAGGUUUACCCUUCCACUCACUCGCACGCUUUCUGCAAAAAUCACUUGCUAAAUUCUCAAGCAGUGGCCAUGCUAAAGUAACAUAAUUAAGAAUACCCCAUCCUUCUUUUUAAUGAAUUAUUACAUUGAUUUGGCCCUCUUUCUGUAAAAAUAACCAUUGUUACACACUUGAAUUACAAAGAGAAAACUAAAAAGGUAUUAUUAGGGCUGUGUUUUUAAAAUAAUCUUUGUCUCAUUUAUAAUCUCUCUCUAGAUAUAAAAUCCUAAACCUAAAAGUGGGACUU